Messenger RNA from Dama dama (fallow deer), 2720 nucleotides. It is a transcript of the gene ALKBH5, whose product is annotated as alkB homolog 5, RNA demethylase. Gene Ontology annotation, molecular function: oxidative RNA demethylase activity. The coding region runs from base 78 to 1262 and encodes 394 amino acids. Lineage: Eukaryota; Metazoa; Chordata; Mammalia; Artiodactyla; Cervidae. Gene Ontology annotation, cellular component: nucleus. Gene Ontology annotation, biological process: mRNA export from nucleus; mRNA processing. The record is from RefSeq and is a predicted model, not a curated record. The transcript is spliced from 4 exons.
GGGCCCGGGCGCGUCCCCCAGAGCCAUGCCCGGCCGCCCCGCCCGCAGCGGAGGGCCCUAGAGCUGCGGCGCGGGCCAUGGCGGCCGCCAGCGGCUACACGGACCUGCGGGAGAAGCUCAAGUCCAUGACGUCCCGGGACAACUACAAGGCGGGCAGCCGAGAGGCCGCGGCGGCCGCUGCCGCCGCCGUGGCUGCUGCCGCCGCUGCCGCCGCCGCGGCCGAGCCUUACACGGCGUCCGGGGCCAAGCGCAAGUACCCCGAGGACUCGGACCCCGAGCGCAGCGAUUUCGAGGAGCAGCAGCUGCAGAAGGAGGAGGAGGCACGCAAGGUGAAGAGCGGCAUCCGUCAGAUGCGCCUGUUCAGCCAGGACGAGUGCGCCAAGAUCGAGGCCCGCAUCGACGAGGUGGUGUCCCGCGCAGAGAAGGGCCUGUACAACGAGCACACUGUGGACCGGGCUCCGCUGCGCAACAAGUACUUCUUCGGCGAGGGCUACACGUACGGCGCGCAGCUGCAGAAGCGCGGGCCCGGCCAGGAGCGCCUCUACCCGCCCGGCGACGUGGACGAGAUCCCCGAGUGGGUGCACCAGCUGGUCAUCCAGAAGCUGGUGGAGCACCGCGUCAUCCCCGAGGGCUUCGUCAACAGCGCCGUCAUCAACGACUACCAACCCGGCGGCUGCAUCGUGUCCCACGUGGACCCCAUCCACAUCUUUGAGCGCCCCAUCGUGUCCGUGUCCUUCUUCAGCGACUCCGCGCUCUGCUUCGGCUGCAAGUUCCAGUUCAAGCCUAUCCGGGUGUCGGAGCCCGUGCUUUCCCUACCGGUGCGCAGGGGGAGCGUGACUGUGCUCAGUGGAUAUGCUGCUGAUGAAAUCACCCACUGCAUCCGGCCUCAGGACAUCAAGGAGCGCAGAGCGGUCAUCAUCCUCAGGAAGACAAGAUUAGAUGCACCCCGAUUGGAAACCAAGUCCCUGAGCAGCUCCGUGCUGCCACCCAGCUAUGCCUCAGAUCGUCUGUCGGGAAACAACAGGGACCCUGCUCCGAAACCCAAGCGGUCCCACCGCAAGGCAGACCCCGAUGCUGCCCACAGGCCUCGGAUUCUGGAGAUGGAUAAGGAGGAGAACCGGCGGUCUGUGCUGUUGCCCGCACACCGGCGGGGGGGCCGCUUCAGCUCCGAGAACUACCGGCGCAAGUCCUACGAGCCUGGGGAGGACUGCUCGGAGGCGGCGGGCAGCCCCGCCCGCAAGGUGAAGAUGCGGCGGCACUAAAGCCAGCGCCUCCGGACUCCGUGACCCUCACUAGCUGCCCCUCCUUCUGUUCUGUUCUGAGGGUUUUUUCCUCCCCCCACCCCCACUUUUUUUUUUUUUUGAUUCUAUUUUUUUCCCCUUGGUUUGUUGCCUGUUAAGGCUGAAGAAUGGGAUUGGCCAGGACCUGGUUCUCUUGUUCUGGGUUUCCUCCUGGAUGGAAAGGCUGCUGGCAUCUGUAGGCACAGAAGCGCACACUGGAGGGGCCAGUAGAGGUGUGGAGGGCUGUGUCAUGCUGGGUUAUUUAAAAGCAGCGAAAUGUUUUGGUUAAGAAAAUUCUUGUUUUGCUUUAAAUGUAAAUCUUCUCAGUGUUGUAAAUGAAGUUCAGUCUCCUCCCCCUCCUCCCACCUAUGUCUGCACUGGGGUGAGGUCCUGCUGGUUCUGCAGGGGGCCUGCUGCCCUCCCACCGCUCACCUGCUCUCCAGGCCCAGCAGCUCAGGUGGAUACCCCUCCUGCAGUGGGGGGAUGACAAGCAGAAGCCUGGACGGUGUCAGCCCCUGCUGCCCUAGAGCUGUUACUGGCUGAAACCUCGGGCUUCCUGCACGCCCUCUGGCCUGCUCUGCCCACAGGUUCCUGGCUGCCAAGGAAGCGGCUGCAGUGGUCUUGACCUCUUGCUGGGAGCCCACCUCUUUGCUGGUCGCUCCUUUCAAGCAUAUGCGUGCGACUGUAUGGAAUAGUUAUAGACUUGCCAUGUUGGGCAGUUUUAGGAGUUGUUUCUAGCUGGAGGGAUUGGUGUCCUUCCAGGUCUAGCAUUUGGGGUAUGGAAAAUUGUUGUGGUGUGUGGUAGGGUUUUGUUUUCUUUUGUUCUGAGUUUUCAUUUUUUUCCUUUGGCCUCCUGGCUUUUUCCUUUCCUUUUCUUUUCUCAUCCGUCGACCAGCGUGGGCCUUCUCCCUGUGUCAUCCCUGUAGGAAGGGCCCUCCUGCAGCAUGCAUCCAGGGCCAGAGGUUGGGCCUGCAGAUGGAGCGGGAGCCUCCUCCACCUCGGGCAUCAGACCUGGGGAAGGGGCUUUUAAAAAAUAAUAACAAAAGGGGAAAAUGAAGUUUUUGGCAGUUUCCACCCACUCAUCUUUGAGGGCUUCAAGGUUUUGCUGAUCGCGGUUCCUUAGGAAUGUCUCCUUGCCAGCAGGCCUAAGACCCAGGCCUACUGAGAGCAGAGCCCCUCCCAGUCCCCAGGCUGCCCCAUCCAGGGGCUGGUCCAAGAGGAGGCUGCAGAGAGCUGGGCAGCCACCAUCAAGAUGCCCCUUUUGGGGCCAGAACUCCUUUGCCAGCGUGGAUUCCUCAAGUUGGGACUUCGUAACUAAAGCAGUUGCAGUUUUAUUUUUUUUACAGCUUUUUUCCCAAAAAUGAUUUGUAGUUGUGUGUGCAGCACUUUGCCCUGAUAUGUGUGCUCUACAAUAAAAACCAAAUCUAAUAUAUUUUGAAA